AAGGAGGGCUUGUAUAAGGAAAAGACAAAACAAAUAUCUACUUUUCUUGACAAAAACACAUGUUUAGGGUAAAUGAAAAAGAAAAUAUAUACAUUUCUUGACAGAAACGCAUGUGUAAGGACAAGGAAAAACUACAUAUAUAUUUAUGCUUUUAUUUCUUAUUAUGUCAGUUUUGGUCCUCCAUAGUCUUCACGCUGCAGGUCGGUAUUACAUCAUGAUCACUCCUGCGUUUGACCUGAGUCAGGAUCCAGAUUAUCUAACCAUCUGCAUCAGAGUGCCUUACACCAGAACGUCAGAGUUUGACCUGUUCAUCGAUGGGGCAGACUUCAAGUUCUAUGCAAAGCCCUACUUCCUUAGAUUAAGUCUUCCUGGAAGAAUUGUUGAAGAUGGAACAGAAAAGGCUACGUUUGACAUUGAUAAAGGUGUUUUCACACUUAAGGCUCCUAAGGAAACAAGAGGGGAGCACUUCGGAGGGCUUCAAAUGCUCACUAGUCUCCUUGCACCAAAAGGCUCCCGAUCAGCAAAACUUCUGGUGGAAGAUAUGAGUGCCGAAACAGGCAGUGAAACCACAGGAGAUGGUGAGGAGGAGGAGGAUGAAGAAGAGUUUGACUGGCAGCUGGAACAGGAAGUUUACACAGAUCGAUCUGAAGAGAAGCUGGGAACCAUGCAGAAAUACGGUUUCGCUAAUCAAAGGUCCGGAGUGUUUGGACGAUUGCAGGAGGAACUCAGUGACGUGAUUGAUGUCAAGAACCCAGAGGAGACUUUAGCAUCCGAGAGACGUCGGGCUCGGCUGGAGGCAGAGGCAUUGGCUUUCUCUUCUGACCAUUAUUUAGCUGACUUGUUUGAAGACGAUGAGAUAAAUCGCUUGCUGAAGUUUACACCAUGGUGGUCUAAGCUGAGUCCAUCUACGGAGCAGAAAGGGGAAUCUGACUUCCAGCACAAGUCUGACUUUUGUCACCUCCAGAAAUACUCAGAUGACUCUGCAGGUGUCGGGUUUAUCAGUGAUGGACAAGAGGCUGAAUACAGAGAGCUGGUGGACCGCUUUGUGUCAUGGUGUGGGAACAAUCAUCUCAUCUUAAAUGUGAAGAAAACAAGGGAGAUAAUUGUUAAUUUCAAGAGAAACAGGAUUAGAUCAAAUGCUAUUUCCAUCAUGGCAUGAAAACUUGUGAGGCAUUGUAUCAUUUCAAUCAUAAACUUCCUACUUAUGCU
Poecilia latipinna (sailfin molly) is the source of this 1209-nucleotide messenger RNA. Its product is annotated as protein SHQ1 homolog. Bases 146 to 1159 code for a protein of 337 amino acids. Lineage: Eukaryota; Metazoa; Chordata; Actinopteri; Cyprinodontiformes; Poeciliidae. The record is from RefSeq and is a predicted model, not a curated record. Gene Ontology annotation, cellular component: cytoplasm; nucleoplasm. The transcript is spliced from 7 exons. Gene Ontology annotation, biological process: box H/ACA snoRNP assembly.